Coregonus sp. 'balchen' is the source of this 3205-nucleotide messenger RNA. Lineage: Eukaryota; Metazoa; Chordata; Actinopteri; Salmoniformes; Salmonidae. The record is from the annotation of a GenBank genome assembly.
UUUACCGGCGUCGACUCUGGCUGCUCAUGUGUAGCUGUAAUUUUUUUCGCUAGAGAGGUAGUUUUAUAUCGUAACGUUUAGGUAGCUACAUCUAGCUGAAAUAAAUUAAGUUAGCUAUUCGUCUUAAAAUGUUGUGUUUGAGUAGUUUGUCGGUCGCCCUCGCAGCGCUGGCUUUGGUACCGAGCAUUAGCGACGCUUUGAAAGAUGGGGAGUGUGAAGGUGGGUUGGAUUGUCUGAUAUUUACAUCACUGUCGCUAUGGAUAUAGCUAGCUACUUAACUAGUCGUAGUUAAGUUUUAUGGCAACCUACAAUUCCAUGCAUUGACAAUGAUUCUUCGCCAAAUAGCCUAGAAGUUUGCUAGCUGCAAUUCAUUAAAUGGAAAUAUGUCUUUCAAUGCGCUCCUAAAUAUAUGUUUGUGUGCAGAGAAGUAUUGCAACUGGCUGUGUCUAGCUAGCUAGGUAACUAGUACCUGUCAAUUAAGAGUCAUACUUAAUUGCUCAUUAGGACCUUGCCAGAUACUGCCUGUGGUUUCUGUUUAUGAGGUAAUAUGCUCCUAUGUCAAGCUGUUGUUUCUCUGUUAGAUGGGAUAACUGAUACUUUACUCUGAAUUGGUCAGGUUUAUCUAGGGUGUUGGGCUAUAUAACGUAUGGAUAACCUACUGUAACAUAGGACAGACUGACCAUAGAAGUCUCAGAGUUGUAAAACCUUAUGUAUAUGGUAUUGCUGGAGUUACCUAUUUCUUGUAUACCAUCAGAUUAGCCAAAUGUUCUAUUAGAAAAGGAUAUAGAAAGGAAUGCAUUACAACAUUUACAUUUACAUUUUUUACAUUUUAGUCAUUUAGCAGACGCUCUUAUCCAGAGCGACUUACAGUUAGUGAAUACAUUUUUUUUUUUUUUUUUAUACUGGCCCCCCGUGGGAAUCGAACCCACAACCCUGGCGUUGCAAACGCCAUGCUCUAUCAACUGAGCUACAUCCCGGCCGGCCAUUCCCUCCCCUACCCUGGACGACGCUGGGCCAAUUGUGCGCCGCCCAUGAGUCUCCCGGUCGCGGCCGGCUGCGACAGAGCCUGGAUUCGAACCAGGAUCUCUAGUGACACAGUUAGCACUGCGAUGCAGUGCCUUAGACCACUGCGCCACUGCGCCACUCAGGAGUACAAGUCAUGCCAUCUCUGUACACUCCUAACGUCCUAAUGUAAUGAUAAUAAUAAUAUGCCAUUAGGCAGACACUUUAAUCCAAAGCGAUUUACAGUCAUGCGUGCAUACAUUUUUGUGUAUGGGUGGUCCCGGGGAUCGAACCCACUACCCUGGCGUUACAAGCGCCAUGCUCUACCAGCUGAGCUACAGAGGACCACCCGAUCAUUCCUUGUUUUUUGUGUUGUUUCCUCCCUUUCAGUGUGCGUGAGCUUCCUGGGAAGAUUCUACCAGUCAUUGCAAGACAACGACGUGAAAUUCACCAGCGCAGACAUCGAGAAGGCCCUCGUCAAAACCUGCAAAGACACCAAGGGCAAGGAAAAUCGCUUUGUAAGUGAUUUAGGCUAAUAUCUUUGUUUGUUUAGUUUUAAUGGAAGUCUAGUCGAUAAGUAGUUACAUUGUGUCCUAUCCAGAUUAUCCACUGGAUUUGUUGUUGAUUCAUUGAUGUUAUUUUCUUCCUUCUGUACCCUAGUGUUACUACAUUGGUGGAACAAAUGAUGCAGCCACCAAAAUUCUCAAUGAGAUCUCCAAGCCCCUGAGUUACCACACACCAGUAGACAAGAUCUGUGAGAAACUGAAGAAAAAGGACAGUCAGAUCUGUGAACUGAAAUACGGUAAGAAAACAAAAUGUAGACCCAUUUUUAUAUGACUUAGUAUGCAGUUAUUUGUAAGUUAAAUCAAUGCUACAGUACCGACCCACACUUAUGAUGUGUGUAACAUAAUGAUGUAGCAGAUAGAAUGUGUACUAUACAGAGUAUGUUAGCAUCCCUCAAUUCCACAUGUUUCUAUGACCGCUAAACCCUGCUUAAUAGUCCACAUUUCUCCUUCUUUUUUUUGUCCCUUAUUUGUUCCCAUAGUUUAGCCUCUUUCACGUGGGACUCAUCACAAUGCUUAUAAUAAAUGAUUUUCUUUACAACUGUCACAAUACCAUUAGAUAAUUGUUUGUGGAUCAUGCUUAGUCAAAAAAACAUUGUACAAUGUAGGCCUGUGGCUAUUUCCAACCCCCUCCUCCUGCGUAUUACAAGUUAUUUACAUACACAAACACAGGUGAGGACCUAUUUUAAAUGUCAUCACCGUACCUGACUGUUGGGGUUUGGCAGUCUUAUUAUUGCCUAAGUGUAAUUUGACCUCUCUUCCGGAAAGGUGAAGAGACUCUGCACACUGUAUUCUACGGUAUGCUCCCAUGUCAGUUAAUCACACAGCAUAGAAUGCAGAGUCUUGUUUAACCUUUUUUUAGUGAACAUAAUUUGAUAUCAGCACCUGCUAAGAGACAAUUAAUGUUUGUGUAUAUAAUAAUAAUAAUAUGCCAUUUAGCAGACGCUUUUAUCCAAAGUGACUUACAGUCAUGUGUAUAUAACAGGCGUCACUGUGCGUGCUUUCUUAACAGGAGCCUGUAGCCUCCUUCCUCCAUCUUGAAUCCUCUACCACACAGACACUUGACCACCCUCCUGAAAUCCCUCCUAUUCUUAGCCACUUACACCACCGAAAAGCAGUUCGGCAACGCGAGUGGAGACAUUUUCAGGCUGAGGAGUGAAGUUACGAAUCCAUACUCUUUUACAAGUAUGGAAUCAUUACCUUCUCUCUCUCUCUCUCCCCUCUGCAGACAAACAGGUGGACCUGAGCACGGUGGAUCUGAAGAAGCUGAAGGUGAAAGACUUGAAGAAGAUCCUGGAGGAGUGGGGAGAGUCGUGCAAAGGCUGUGCCGAGAAGUCCGACUUCAUCCGCAAGAUCAAUGAACUCAUGCCCAAGUACGCCCCCAACGAAGCCAAAGCACGGAGAGAACUGUAACCAGAGGGAGAGUGGGGUACAGACCUGGGAUUGUAUUCAGUGUCUCAAAGUAGAAGUGCUGAUGUAGGAUCAGUUUUGCCUUUUUUUUAGAUAAUAAUGAAUAAGACUGUAUCAAGCAUCUCAAGAGUAGAAGUGCUGAUCUAGGAUCAGCCCCCCCCCCCCGUCCAUGUAAUCUUACUUAUUCUUUGAUCUAAAUACCAAAUCUAAUCCUAGAUCAGCACUCCUAC